UGUUACACAAGGUAAGAAGAAGUGAAUAAAAGUGUUACUGACUUCAACUUUUUAUGAAAAUUUCAUUUCAUGGAUUAAUAUAACUAACUCCUUUUAUGAUAAUAUGUCAAAAGGACAAACAUAUUUGCUUAGGAUAUCAAAUGUAGGGACAGCUUGGAGCUUCAAUUUCAGGAUUCAAAACCAUAAAUUACUUUUGGUUGAAACUGAAGGAUCUUAUGUGAAUCAGAUAGAUUUGGAUUCUCUUGAUGUUCAUGUAGGCCAAUCCUAUUCAGUUCUUGUCACAGCAAAUCAAAAUCCUGCUGAUUAUUACAUAGUGGCUUCUCCUAAAAUGAGUCUUAACAACAGUCUUGUUGGCAUUGCUGUGCUUCAUUAUGAUAAUUCCACAACACAGGCUAAUGGACCUCUCCCAAUUGGUCCAGAUCCAUUUGAUUUGGAAUUCUCCAUCAACCAAGCUAAAUCCAUUAGGUGGAAUCUAACAGCAGGAGCUGCAAGGCCUAAUCCACAAGGAACAUUCAAUGUAACAAAUGUAACAAUAUCUCAGACUUUUAUUCUAGAAGCAUCAACUGCGACGAUUGAUCAAGUAUCUUUCCACACUGUCAACAAUGUGUCAUACUCGACACCAAAAACACCACUGAAGUUAGCUGAUCACUUUUCCAAUGGAUCUGGUGUGUAUGAACUUGAUGCUUAUUCCAAGAACACUUCAAAUGUUAAAGCGGUUCGCGAUGUUUUUGUAGCAAGUGCAUUGCAUAAAGAGUGGGCAGAGAUAGUGGUUAAGAACACUUUAACCAACAUUGAUUCUUGGCAUUUGGAUGGAUAUAGUUUCUUUGUUGUUGGAUAUGGAGAAGGAGAAUGGAAAGAAGAGUCAAGGUCAAGUUAUAACCUAUUUGACCCCGUCGUUCGCUCAACUGUGCAAGUGUUCCCUGGAGGAUGGAGUGCAGUUUAUGUGUAUCCUGACAAUCCAGGAAUGUGGAACUUGAGAUCACAGAAUUUGAAAAGUUGGUAUUUAGGUGAAGAGCUUUAUGUGAGAGUUUUUGAUCCUAAUCCUAACCCUGCCAAAGAGAAACCUCCUCCACAGAAUCUACUUUUAUGUGGCAAGUAUCAACCUUCAGCUCCACCUCCUACUCCUCCUCUUCCUCCAUCACUGUCACCUCCACCCCCACCACCGCCAAACGUUCCAUCAUCCAAGGCAUACAAUCCACAUACAACAAGGUCUCUACUUGCUAUGAUCACCACUGCCAUGUGUUUCAUCUGCAUUGGUUUCCAUUGA
This is a messenger RNA of Medicago truncatula (barrel medic), 1267 nucleotides long. RefSeq names its product monocopper oxidase-like protein SKU5. Bases 104 to 1267 code for a protein of 387 amino acids. Gene Ontology annotation, molecular function: copper ion binding; oxidoreductase activity. The record is from RefSeq and is a predicted model, not a curated record. Lineage: Eukaryota; Viridiplantae; Streptophyta; Magnoliopsida; Fabales; Fabaceae. Gene Ontology annotation, cellular component: plasma membrane. The transcript is spliced from 4 exons.